GUGGUGCAAAAAAAAAAGUGCUUAUCAUUCUCCUCUCGUUUAAUGGGCGGAGCGCGGCGGGAUACAUCGGGACCGGUAAAUCACUUGCGAACAGCCAGUCAGUAUCCCGCAGUCUGGACGGAUCUUCUUUUCGACGAUCGCAGCACGAACGGUUCCACUCAGUUCUAGCGAGAUGGCCAACCCGGAAGGAGCGCAACAACAGCUACCCAGCUACCUCACGGAAUCGCUGAUCCAACGCUCGCUCGAGCACGAUCUGCAGCGCCCGGUGACGAUCGACCGUUUCACGGCAGGACCUGCGACAGCGGCCGGCGAUAACUACCUGAGUGAUGUGUUCUGGAUCCGCGUGGAGUACGAUGGUGGCAGGGGCGAGAAGCGACUGCUAGCGAAAUGCAUGCCGGAUGUUGGUGAUCGUGGCGCUACCCUGGACGUGCUGGAUGCAUUCCGCAAGGAGUCGGAAACGUUUCAGCACUUGCUACCCGCGUUUAGCCGACUCGUUUCUCCCGAGGGGAAGGAACAGUUUGGGGCCAAAUGUUACUACGCCACCACCGAACCGGUGCGUACGAUCGUGUUCGAGGAUCUGAAGGCGCUGGGCUUUCGCAUGUGCGAUCGAACGCAGGGUGGGCUGGAUUUCGAGCACAUGGCGCUGGUGAUGCGCAAGAUAGCCAAGUUUCAUGCUGCGUCCAUGCUGUACGCCAGCCAGAGCCCGGAACACGAACGACGACUGGCCUCUCGGUACGCGUACGGGCUGUACAAUCCAAUGGAAAAGCCGGAAGAUUGUCGCAUUCUGCAAGCACUGGAGAAAGGUUUGGACAAGUUCAUUUCCGUUGCGAGCGGUUGGCCGGAGCUUGAUGCGGCCGUGGUGAGGCAGCUAGAAGGUAUCAGGCCCACCUUCAAAGAGCGCAUUGCCAAAUGUGUCAAUCCUCAGCAACCGGACGCUCGUUACAAGGCGCUUAAUCAUGGCGAUUUGUGGAGCAACAACAUGAUGUUCCGGUACGAGCAUGGGGACAGUGUCGUGCGGGAGAUUAUGUUCGUCGAUUACCAGAUCUCGAACUACGGCAGUCCGGGACUGGACCUUGUCUACACGCUCUACAACUGUCCGCGGCGGGAUGUUCGUAUCGAUCGGCGGGAGGAACUGCUGACAGAGUACCACCGGGUGCUGCGUGAAACGUUGCAACGGAAUCGGUACGAACCGGUGCCGACGCUGGACGAUGUUAAGGAGGAAUUCACCAGGAAUGAGUUUUUUGGACUCGUUUGUGCUAUUACGUUCCUGCCGAUCAUGACGAUGGAACGCUCCCACGAUCUGGACCUUAGCUUCGAUGCAUUCUUCAAGGAGGAGCACGGAGAGCGCGUCCGAGAUUUUCAGUACAAUGGAACUGUAUUUCGUGAGGCUGUGGUGCCGAUACUACACAAUCUACUCGCUCGUGGCUAUAUUCAGUAGUUCCCGCUCGACUAACAUGCGGACCGUUUACAUCUUUCUACUUUUACGCCUGAUUUUCUAGCGAGUUCUGUACAAGUACAAAAUAAAGAAGUGACCAAGAGCA
Molecule: messenger RNA, 1541 nt
Organism: Anopheles stephensi (Asian malaria mosquito)
Lineage: Eukaryota; Metazoa; Arthropoda; Insecta; Diptera; Culicidae
Exons: 2
Coding region: 173-1438 (421 amino acids)
Source: RefSeq, a predicted model, not a curated record